This is a messenger RNA of Magnusiomyces paraingens, 2184 nucleotides long. RefSeq lists its product as uncharacterized. NCBI's taxonomy places the organism in Eukaryota, Fungi, Ascomycota, Dipodascomycetes, Dipodascales, Dipodascaceae. The record is from RefSeq and is a predicted model, not a curated record. Gene Ontology annotation, molecular function: RNA binding. The coding region runs from base 1 to 2184 and encodes 727 amino acids. The transcript is spliced from 4 exons.
AUGUCGACAUUUGAUGAUGAUGAUGAUUUUUUUGCAGAUAUUUAUGAUGGAUCUAACGAACCACCAAAAUCGGAUGUAAAAGAAGAAAAAGAAGACCGAGUUGAGUCUUUACCUCAUCCACAGAACGAAUUACAUGUGCAAAAUGUUGAUACUCAGGCUCAAUCUAACAACGAUGAUAAUGUUUUACUUAGACAUGUUAAUUUGGAACCAGAACCACAGCUAAGUGAAAAUGAUGCUGAAGCUACCACAAAUGCCAAGCGAGAUGGGAGUGCAACAAAUACAGGUCAAAUUUAUAUUCCUCCUAAGGACGAAGGGAAAAUGUUUGUUGGAGGUUUAAAUUGGGAAACCACCGAUGUUAUGAGGGAUAACAUGACUGGUCGCUCUAGAGGAUUUGGGUUCCUUACAUUUGCUGAUCCAAAAUGUGUUAAUGAUGUAAUUUCAACAGAACAUUUCUUAGAUGGUCGAAUUAUUGAUCCUAAAAGAGCCAUUCCCAGAGAGGAACAAGAUAAAACAGCCAAAAUUUUUGUGGGGGGUGUUGGAUUGGAUGUUACGGAGGACGAUUUCAAUUCAUUUUUUUCACAAUAUGGAACUGUUAUUGAUGCUCAACUUAUGAUUGAUACUAAAACUGGAAAGCCAAGAGGAUUUGGUUUUAUUACGUUUGAUUCUCAUGAAGCGGUUGAAAAGAUAGUAAGCGAGCCUGUUCUUAUUUUGAAAGAAAAACAUAUUGAAGUUAAAAAGGCGGAGCCUCGUUCAAAGGAUCAAAAUGGAAAUUUUAUACCCAAUUCUCACUCCCAGUCAAACACGCAGACUGACUCAAAUAACAGGUUUAACAACUAUAAUAAUUAUAUGGGAUAUAGUAUGAAUGGUAUGAACUCUGCAUCUAUGCCUUCAAUGAGUGGUACAAUGAAUGGCUCAGGAAUGAAUUCAUCUACUUCUGGAAUGAAUCCUGCAAUGGCUCUUCAGCAUUAUAGAAAUUGGCAACAGUAUUUUGAUCAAGCUGAAACAGUUUUGAUUAAUCAAGGGGCACAGAAUAACCCUACAGGUGUACAACAACUUCAAAAUAUUAAAGCAAUGAAACAGAAUCUUCUUACUCAAAUGAAGACAUUUGGCUUGAACCCAAAUUUGUUAAAUAACUCAGAUAAUACCCAAUCUCAAGAUAAUUCUCAACCUUCUUCUGAAACCAAAUAUUCAGCUCAAAGUGAAUCUGGUUUUGGGAGCUUCGGUGAAUCUUCUAAUAAGUUUUCUGGUGAUAACAAGGCCAUUUUUAGCAGCGGUAAUGAGUCCCAUGAAAAUAAUAGAGGUAAAAUAGUUGGAGGUGUUUAUAACAUUGGUAACGGGAUUGAUAAUGAACCUGGAAGAUAUCAUCCUCGUGGUCCUAAAGGAUUUAAUCAGCAAUCUUACAAUUCUUCUCAAAAUGAAUCCAAGCAUUUUAAUGGCAAGGGGAGUGCUGCAAUUACUUUAGUUCAAGGGGAAAAUAAUUCUUACUCAGAUAUUCCUAGUUCUAAAUCUGAAAAUUAUUCAAAUAGCUCUGAAGUCAAUCACCGUGAUCGUGAUCGCGACCGUGAGAGCGAUACACAAAAUGGUAAAUACACACGAAAUCGUUAUCCUCGAGACCAAAUGAGAGAAAAGAGGCAUAGAAGUCGAUAUGAAAAUGAAGAGGAAAGUGUGGAUAACGAAGACGAGCGUGACCCCAACGAUAAGUCUAAAACUUCAUCUCACUCUCAUCGUUCAUCAAGAGAUAAGUCUCAUAAAUCACGUGAUAUGUCAUUGGGUGCAAGAAUAAGAGAAGAUUCAAGGGAAGGUCCUAGUAGAAAAAGACAUCGUGGAGAAGAUGACCGAGAUGCUUCCUCUAGUCGUCAUCAUAGGAGCAGUAGUCGCGAGAAAGACCAUCGGACCUCACGCCACAAGGAAGGUGGCAGCAGCAGUAGCAGCAGCAGCAGUAAGCACCAUCGGAGCAGUAGAAGAAGCAAGGAAAAUCGUGGAAGUGAUGAUUCUAGUAAUUCUAGCAGAAAGGAUUUAAAAGAAAAGGAAUCUAAAGAAAUCAAAGAUCGUCGUUCGAAAUCCCCCCCUCUAAAUGCUCCUACAGGGCCCCGAGGUGCUUCAGGAACAUCAUCAGCACGCUCUGGAUCAGGUAAAGGUUACUCAAGAAGAUACCGAUCGAACAGGCAGUACAGUCGAAGCUGA